AUGAUUUCCCAAAUCGUUUUUGCGUGUUGUUUGGCGGUGGCGGCGCGGGCUAGCAUUGAAUGCUAUGAUUAUACCCUGGUUGGCGGAUACAACCUGGGGUCUGAGAAGAUCACUUGCCGUGAAGGCCAAUCCUGCUAUCAAAUGCAAGUGAUGCACGACAACACGAGCAUUCUUCGCUCUGGCGGUUGCGUGCACAAUACGCUUUGUACGAUCACGUUUGCCGAAUCUGGAUGCCAAGAAGCGGCCAUCGGUGGGACAAAUAUGCGUUUCUGCUGCUGUGAAUCGGCCGAGGCAUGCAAGUGGGACCCGAAAACAAAAGGAUUCCUACACCGAAGUCUAGACUGGGUGAAGACGAAGCUUGGCCUUCACAAUGGCGAGGAAACAGAAGGCGAGCAGGGGCAGCAGAAUGGCCUGGAUGUGGACCCUACACGGCCGGCUAUUGAGGGGCAGGUGUUGGUGCCGAAAGAUCAGGAACCAGAGGAAAUCCCCCAGCAAUACGCUUCAGCACAACUCGAAUUAGCACCAACCAGGGCCGCCGUCGAGAAGAUCGAAGAUUCACCGGAUGCCAAGAAGCGCCGAUACAAGGGCGUCGACUUUGAUGUUGAA
Molecule: messenger RNA, 606 nt
Organism: Mesorhabditis spiculigera
Lineage: Eukaryota; Metazoa; Nematoda; Chromadorea; Rhabditida; Rhabditidae
Source: the annotation of a GenBank genome assembly